GCUGAUGCAACUGUGCUACACACGCGUAUAAAUACUGCGCGAGAGAAGCAACGAGACCGUUUCAACUUCUAGCUGGCAUACAUGGAAGGUACAACAAACUCUUUUGCUAAGGCGGCUGCCGAAAUUUCCGAGAAUUACGAGCAGACAAUCCUAGAAUGGUCUAUACCCAGGCACUGGUUUUUGGAUGCGGAAUAUCCAUUAAACCCGAAGAGGAUAACCUAGCCGGAAUGUUGAAAAAUGUUGUUAAACACUUCAGAUCUGGUAAAGAAAGCUUUGGAGCACCUGGCACGCUGAGGAAGGCGAUGAGCUCUUCAAGCCUCGGAUCCGAGUGUAGCUUGGAGGAAGAAGACACGGGUCUUCACCACGAUUUGAUCAAGCGAAUCGAGAAGUGUCUCACUAUUGCAAAGAAAGCGAGUUUGCAGUGCCACGAGCUCCACCUUCCCGCGCGGAUGACCGCGCGAGUGGCCGCCGACAUAAUCCGGGCGUCGGUAGACGAGCCCUGCGGACUACGGGGCGCCCUUAUUCACCUCUUCAUGGAAAACGAGCGUAUCUUACAGACGUUGGGGACCGUGACACCCGCCCAGAGCCUUACCCCAACCUUCGAGCUGUCCGUGGUCUUCAGACUCGAUAGGGAUGGAUGGCACUUCUUUGGCAACGGCAAAGUUUUGAGGCUUCGACCCGAGUACCGGCUCGUGAAGAGGAAGCUUUAUUCGAGCGCCAGCCCCACCGUGAUGGAGGGCUACUGAGACGAUCACGUGAUUUGGGGGGGGGGGGGGGGAGACUGAUUACAGUCGGUGAAAGUAUAUAUGCAUCACUGUUUGACGUUUGAGCUGUUUUGUGUGUAAACAUGCUGUACACUAUGUAAUUCUGUUCAGUCACGCUUCUUUCCACCAUGUAAAUUGUGCUGGACUUUCUGGAAUGUGGAAAGGUGUUGAAGGGGAGCUAGCCUCUCAGUAACCGUGUCUUGUAUUAUUACUUGUACAUUAAACAUUUUAACUGUCAGACAACGUAAA
Molecule: messenger RNA, 1013 nt
Organism: Electrophorus electricus (electric eel)
Lineage: Eukaryota; Metazoa; Chordata; Actinopteri; Gymnotiformes; Gymnotidae
Product: DNA damage-inducible transcript 4-like protein-like
Biological process (GO): negative regulation of signal transduction
Cellular component (GO): cytoplasm
Source: RefSeq, a predicted model, not a curated record